This is a messenger RNA of Loxodonta africana (African savanna elephant), 969 nucleotides long. RefSeq names its product testis-specific Y-encoded protein 2-like. Gene Ontology annotation, biological process: nucleosome assembly. The coding region runs from base 1 to 969 and encodes 322 amino acids. The record is from RefSeq and is a predicted model, not a curated record. NCBI's taxonomy places the organism in Eukaryota, Metazoa, Chordata, Mammalia, Proboscidea, Elephantidae. Gene Ontology annotation, molecular function: histone binding; chromatin binding. The transcript is spliced from 5 exons. Gene Ontology annotation, cellular component: nucleus; chromatin.
AUGGCGAGUGAGGCACGGCAUGAGGAAGGCCGGGCUGCUCCAGGACCUGUGGAGGACAGCGGCCUGCGAAGUGGCCCUUUAGAGGGACAGCGUGCAGGUUGUCCCGGGGAGCAGCCCCCGGAGAGCUGUAGCGCCAAGCCGGAACAGGUCGCAGCAGGUGCGCAGGCGCAGGACGAGACGCCUGAAGAGGCCGCCGUCUUCUGUGGGGUGCUGGUAGAGGAGAGCUGGGCCGGGAGGGGGAGAGUGGAGGUGCAGGAGGAGGACGUGUUGGUGGUGGGGGAUGGAAUGCCGGAGGUGGAGGUCGUGGCCAUGGCGGACCCGGAAAAGCAGGUGCAGACGGAGGAGCAGGAGCAGCGCGAACACCCCCAGGUCGAGCAGGCCCAGCCAUCGCCUGCACCCGGCAGCCUCGGGCGCUCCCUGGAGGCCCUGGAGAUUAUUCAAUUAGAGCUGAACGCCUGGAACACCAGAGCCAGCAGGGCCUACUUUCGCCUGCGGCGUAAGCUGUUGCAGAGUUGCAAGCCGUACCUGGACCAGAGAAGACUCAUCAUCCAGUGCGUCCCCGGCUUCUGGGUCCAAGCAAUUGUGAACCACCCGGAGAUAUCAAUCAUGAUCACUCAGGUUGAGGAAGACAUGCUCAGCUACCUGAUCAAUUUGGAGGUGCAGGAGUUCAGAGGCACCAAGAACCACUGCAAGAUCAUGUUUUUCUUUGGGAGCAACCCCUAUUUCGGGAAUGAAAUGAUCAUUAAGGAAUAUGAAGUUAACAUCACAGGAUACAGGGCCUCUCAUUCCACUGCAGUCCAGUGGUUGUGGGACUAUGAACGUGAGUCCCGCUGCCGCACACAGCUUGGCUGCAGGCUUCACUUCUUCAGCUGGUUCUCUGACCACAACAGCCCAGGGUCUAACAGGAUUGCUGAGAUCAUCUGCAAGGACCUAUGGGUCGAUCCUUUGCGGUACUACCUGAGGGACUAA